AACUCAGAUGGCGGCGCGGGCGACACUGGCACCCUGGAUAUGGGCAGCAGAUCCUCACUCCACACAGGCCUUAACAUGUCAGAGGAUGAACAUUGGGAGAUGAAUUAUCAUGAGGCAGCUAUAUACUUAGAGGAAGGAUUGAAUAAUGAGAAGUUUGACUCGCACCCGUCGAGUCCUGAAGAGUUACCGGCGUACCUCAGAGUCCACAACCCGUGGUACCAUGGACUGGACCUCCUCGCUUCUUUAGUGCUAAUUAUGCUGGCGUUUACAGAAGAUCCAGCUGUACCUGCUUUUGAGCUUCCAGUAUGGGCACAUGGAACGAUAGAAUUAAUGGCGCUAACAGUCAUUGGAGUGGAACUGCACCUUAAGUUGAAAUGGAUAGGCUGGAGCACGAUCCUAAAACAUAAAAGAACUAUGAUAAAGGGUAUAACACUUUUAAUAAUGCUAUUAGAAGCAGUAGUGGUUCUAUGUAGACAAUCUUCACAUUUUCGAGUGACGAGAGCACUCCGACCGAUCUUCUUGGUUGACACGCGACAUUGCGGUGGAGUAAGGAGGUUUAUCAGACAAAUACUCCAAUCAUUACCACCUAUCAUUGAUAUGUUAGGUCUUUUAAUGUUCUUUGUGGCGACAUAUUCACUAUUGGGUUACUAUUUAUUCUCAGAACAUAUUGAUAAUGGACACUUUCAGACAAUCAGCGAUUCGUUUGUCAGUAUGUUCGUUUUGCUGACUACAGCAAAUUUCCCGGACGUGAUGAUGCCUUCGUAUGCUAAAUCAAAAUGGUACGCGCUGUUCUUCAUCCUCUAUAUUAUCACAGUCCUUUACGUGCUUAUGAAUUUGAUGCUGGCGGUGGUGUACGAGACGUUCACGCGCAUCGAACGCGAGAAGUGCCGCGCUCUGCUGCUGCACCGGCGGCGCGCUGCUCGCCACGCCUUCAGGCUGCUGGUGUCCCGCCGCGCACCCAGGCACGUGCGCCUGAGGCACUUCCUCGGCCUCAUGAGACACUACGCGCCACACUAUAGUGGUUUAGACGUGUAUCUGAUGUUCAAGCAGUUGAACCACUCUGAGACCGGUAGCCUGUCGAGUUCAGAAUUCGCUAAUCUGUAUGAAGUGUUCGCGUUGCGCUGGUGUCCGCAGCAGGCGCGGGCGCCGUGGUACGCGUCGUCUCCGCUGGAGCCGGUCGGGAGGGCCGCCGCGGCUGCAGUACGGUGGCCGUACUUCGAAUACCUUAUAUAUGCACUAAUCGUAGGAAAUGGAAUAUCUAUGGUGCUCCGGGUUUGUGAAGCAGCUGGAGAUCUGCAAGACAGCGCUAGACUAUUAUGUGCAUCAUGGGAUACAUGGCUGUUCCUUACACUAUUCCUGCUGGAGGCGGGCCUCCGUAUAAUGGCCAUGGGACUUGGUGCUUAUCUGGAGAGUGGCUGGAACGUGUUCGAUCUGAGCGUCACACUCCUGGCUCUGAUGGGCGCUGUGCUGCUGAGCAUAGCUCCUAAACUCUUUAUUGUAGUCAUAUUUAGACCGUUAAGAUUAAUGCGUUUGUACAAACUAAAGAAGCGUUACCGCGACGUGUUCGGUACGUUGGUGCUGCUGUCGCCGCUGAUGUCGUCCGCUGGCUGCGUGAUGCUGGUCAUGUAUUAUUUCUUCGCCAUCGUGGGCAUGGAACUCUUCGCUUCUUACGACUUGAGGAAUUGCUGUGUUAACACGACCGUGGAGGACUUUUAUAAGUUCUCACUGAACAGCUCCACAGCUCUCGGUUAUUACUACUUGAACAACUUCGAGAACAUCAUCACCAGCGGUGUGACACUGUUUGAACUGACCGUCGUCAAUAAUUGGUUCAUAUUGAUGAAUGCAUACGCCACUGUUGCCGGUCAAUUUAGUAGAGUUUACUUUAUGGUAUUCUAUCUGUUCACGAUGGUGGUACUGACCAUAGUGGUGGCCAGCGUGCUGGAGGCGUUCAGGUUUAGGAUACAGUACAAGCGGAGCACCACCAAAAGAGAUGAGGAGAAGCUGCUCCAUGAAGAAGUACAUACCAGUUGGGAAGAGGCACAGCGGCUAGGUGCCAGCGGGGACCUAGCUGAAGAGUUACGACCCAAUCUCCCGCCUGGGGUGGAGGUAACAUUCAUAGGGUCUCGACCACGCACGAAAGAAGUGCUGCAGAGGAGAAUGUACCAAUCUGAUAUACAGAAGUGGCUCGCGGAGGAGGAUGAAAAUGAAGGUCUACCUCCGUCGACUACUCUGACAUCCAGCGAGGAUCCACUGUCUCCCCCCCUCAUACAUCAGCCAGAAACGGAGUCCAAUAACCAACUGCAGACCGGCUACCAAUUGUAGAACAUAAUCCUGGGCGCGCUGUUCGACCGGCUCGCUUUCAUCUGGGACGCGGUUAAGACUUUAUGAUGGAGUAUAUUCCGAUGGUUUUUCGGAUCAUUCCAGGCUUGAAUGGUGCAAUUAUCUCCACAGGAAUCGACGUGUACUGUGAGGUAUACCAAAUUAAGUUACAACGCCAUCUAGCGGUUAAACGUGAUAAUUGAUCGGUGCAGUUGCUUCAGAAAUAAUACGAGACUUCAAAUCCAAUAGUUCUGGUCAUAGACAAUUUAUAGUGCAGCUUUAUCGUAAAAAAAUAAAUAAUAUAUUUUGAUUAUAUAGACGACUGUAUUAGUGUUGUAGUAAAUAGAUAAUAGCUAAAUCCUAAUAAUGACCAUUUGUCUAUUGAUUUAAAUAAAAAAAUAU
Messenger RNA from Achroia grisella, 2721 nucleotides. Its product is annotated as two pore calcium channel protein 1-like. Gene Ontology annotation, cellular component: endosome membrane; lysosomal membrane. Gene Ontology annotation, molecular function: monoatomic ion channel activity; voltage-gated channel activity. The transcript is spliced from 16 exons. The record is from RefSeq and is a predicted model, not a curated record. The coding region runs from base 40 to 2322 and encodes 760 amino acids. Lineage: Eukaryota; Metazoa; Arthropoda; Insecta; Lepidoptera; Pyralidae. Gene Ontology annotation, biological process: transmembrane transport; monoatomic ion transport.